UUGAGUGGGUGGCUGAAGAGCUGAUUUGUGUCAACAGUUGGACAGCAAAGAGUUCCUAUGGGAUUGAUCUCUUGGGAAGGAUAAUCUGGCUAAUCUUGUAACCAGGGUUGAUGGACUCCGCCUCUUUUUGCGCUCCUCUGAUCCCCCCAGUCCCUCUGCUGCCUCCUCCUCCUUUUCACCAUUCCUAAAAAGUAGCACGCAUCCAGAGUGUCCGCCUCAGAGUUUCCGUUGGUCAGCGCAUAGUCACUGGAGUCCGACGCUGAGGACGGCGACUGGCGCCCUGCCAGUGGCUCGCUCGCACCUGGAGGCAUGUGGCAACCUGCGCCAUCACCUGCAGCUGGAGGUGGCGCUGGGAGGGAGCUGGGUUAUGGCCACUAUUCUACUGGGCCAAUGAGCACGGCCCAUUCUCACCCCCACGCCCAGCAAAUGGGCGGCAUGGUGGGCCACCCGUCGGUCAUCAGCAACUCCAGACACUUGCCGUCGCCCAUCUCCACCAUGGGCUCGCCUAUGAACGGCCUGGCCUCACCUUACUCCGUCAUCACCUCGUCUCUGGGCUCGCCCGCCGUAUCGCUGCCGUCCACGCCCAACAUGAACUUCGGACCGCUCGGGAGUCCGCAGAUGAACUCUAUGAACAAUGUCAGCAGCUCUGAGGACAUCAAGCCCCCGCCGGGCCUGCAGAACCUGGGUGGCAUCAACUACCAGUGCCCGAGCCCGGGAGGCAUGUCGAAGCACAUCUGCGCCAUCUGCGGGGACCGCUCCUCAGGGAAACACUACGGCGUUUACAGCUGCGAGGGUUGCAAAGGCUUUUUCAAGAGGACCGUGCGCAAAGAUCUCACCUACACUUGUCGAGACAGCAAAGAGUGCCUGAUCGACAAGCGCCAGCGCAACCGCUGCCAGUAUUGUCGCUACCAGAAGUGCCUUGCCAUGGGCAUGAAAAGAGAAGCGGUACAGGAAGAGAGGCAGCGUGGGAAAGAGCGCGGGGAGAACGAGGUGGAGUCGACUAGCAGUUUCAACGACGAGAUGCCCGUGGACAAGAUCCUGGACGCCGAGCUGGCGGUGGAGCCCAAAACGGAGACGUGCUCCGACGGCAGCCCCGGGAACUCGACAAACGACCCCGUCACCAACAUCUGCCAAGCAGCGGACAAGCAGCUCUUCACUUUAGUGGAGUGGGCCAAGAGGAUCCCCCACUUUUCCGAGCUCCCCCUUGAUGACCAGGUCAUCCUUUUACGAGCAGGUUGGAACGAGCUGCUCAUCGCGUCCUUUUCUCAUCGCUCAGUGACGGUGAAAGACGGCAUCCUGCUGGCCACGGGCCUCCACGUGCACAGGAGCAGCGCCCACAGCGCCGGAGUGGGCUCCAUUUUUGACAGAGUCCUGACAGAGCUCGUGUCCAAAAUGAAGGAUAUGCAGAUGGAUAAAACCGAGUUGGGCUGCUUGCGAGCCAUCGUCCUCUUCAACCCAGAUGCAAAAGGCCUGUCCAACCCAACGGAGGUGGAGGCACUGAGAGAAAAGGUCUACGCCUCACUGGAGUCCUACACCAAACACAAAUACCCGGACCAGCCGGGCAGGUUCGCCAAGCUGUUGCUCCGCCUGCCAGCGUUGCGCUCCAUCGGCCUCAAGUGCUUGGAGCACCUUUUCUUUUUCAAGCUGAUCGGGGACACGCCCAUCGACACCUUCCUCAUGGAGAUGCUGGAGGCGCCGCAUCAGAUCACAUGACCCCUGUCAAAUCCCCCCUCUUGUAAAUAGCCCUUGUCAGCGACGUGGAGGUGGAUUGGGAGGGGAAAAGGAUGCUGAAAUUGUAAAGUUGAACAUUUUAUAACGAUUCCAAAAGAAAAAAAAGAAACAUUGUAAUUAAAUCCGAAACGCUAUUUCAAGGCUGCAGUGAGGACUGACUACAAGCGCCACAGUGAAUUUUUUUUUGUAAAUAGGACAUUGCAGGUGUCUGUUUCGAAGCCGAAACCCGGUGCUUUUGAGAAAGAAUCAGAUUUUAUUCAUAGAGUAAUUGUACAAAACAACAUUUCUUAAAACACAUUUGAAUAUUCUUACAGAAUAAAGUUAUUAGGAAAUACA
Molecule: messenger RNA, 2067 nt
Organism: Syngnathoides biaculeatus (alligator pipefish)
Lineage: Eukaryota; Metazoa; Chordata; Actinopteri; Syngnathiformes; Syngnathidae
Gene: rxrgb
Product: retinoid X receptor, gamma b
Exons: 10
Coding region: 310-1713 (467 amino acids)
Biological process (GO): response to retinoic acid; cell differentiation; retinoic acid receptor signaling pathway
Cellular component (GO): nucleus; RNA polymerase II transcription regulator complex
Molecular function (GO): retinoic acid-responsive element binding; zinc ion binding; nuclear receptor activity
Source: RefSeq, a predicted model, not a curated record